AUGUUCUCGCUGGUUCUAGCCUUUUUCCUUGUGGCUGUCGCCAAUGCGCAGCCUGGACCGAAAAUGGUCGACGAGACGACGCGGUGGAGUCAGUGCAAAGAUGUGAACCAGUCUAUUUAUGACUUUCAGAUGGAAACGUUACAAGGGCAAUUCACCGACCUAUCACAAUACAAGGGACAAGUUCUUCUGAUAAUCAAUGUUGCAACAUUCUGCGGUGAGGAAUUCAUACUAUGUUUCCUUGGCCUUGGGAGUAAUUGGGAAACUUCCGAAAGAAGUAGACUCUAUGGUUCUACAGACUUUCCUCGUCCUUAUGAAGAGAGUACGGUAUUCCGAAACAUAAGUCCGAGACCUACAAAUAGUAGACUGGCAGUUCUCACUUCAACACAAUAA
Molecule: messenger RNA, 390 nt
Organism: Cooperia oncophora
Lineage: Eukaryota; Metazoa; Nematoda; Chromadorea; Rhabditida; Trichostrongylidae
Source: the annotation of a GenBank genome assembly